UCAGAAUAAGACUAACGGAACCAUAUGAAUGUCAGACACCUUCACUAAACAAAGAUAUCAAUUGUAUUCUUUCAUAUUUAAAUAUGCCCUUCCAACAUUUAUUACAACACUUAAAAACCAAACGUAUAGACUACGAAUUAUGGUUGAUUUUACGAUAGUGCGAUAUUGUAUUAUUGAUAGGUAUACCUGUAAUAAUAAAGUUAAGUAUUACGUGUUUUAACCAAUGCGAAAACAAUUUCAGCGAUCACAACUUCCAACGUAUCUUCGAACCUAUUUCCUAGAGCCUUAUAUGCACUUGUAGUCCUCUCGAAGGUGGCUAAUAAUGCUAAAUGUUCCACGUAUGUACAGGUGUUAUUCAGUUAAUAUGCUCAGUAAAGUAAACAGUUUAUUUGCUAUCAAUUAAUUAAUAAAAUGUUGAAAUUUAGUUGAGCUGUGUGGUUGUGGCCGCGUGGUGGGACGAUUGAAACCGGGCUUGUGUUCAGAGAUGGCGGUCUUCGAAGUCGUGGUGUUAAUGCUCCUGAUGCAACUCGCCGCGGGACAGGAUGCCAACUGCGAUUUCACGCAAAACGUUCAAAUAGGCCAAAUGUACUAUAUGUACAGCCCUGGCUACCCCACCAACUACACCGGCGCGCGGCAGUGUCGCUGGAUCGGCAUCUGCCCCUCGGGCUACCGCUGCCGACUGGACUGCCCGGAGAUCCUCCUACCCGCGAGUUCCGGAUGCUCCGUGGACCGGCUGCUGAUCUCAAGGAGCGGGGACCCGCAACUCAGUGGCGGCGACGUAUACUGCGGGCGAGGCUCCACCUCCGUCGUGUCCACCGGCCAGCGGAUCAGCGUCGGAUUAAUCACAUCAGCCAGGACCACAGGAGGCAGAUUCUACUGCGAACUGCGGGCGGAGGCAGCAACGCCAACUCCAACACCGUGCAACUGCGGCUAUAGGAAGAGGAACCGCAUUGUCGGCGGCCAGGAGACAGGCGUAAACGAGUUCCCAAUGAUGGCCGGCGUCAUAUACUUGGACCAGGAACAAAUUCGUUGUGGAGCCACCAUCAUAUCCCCGCGGUACGUGGUGACCGCUGCCCACUGCGUGAAGGACAGGGCCGCUAGCUCACUGGCCGUCGUCGUCGGCGAGCACGAUAAGACGACUGGUGGAGACUCGUCGGCAACACAAGGAUUUAAUGUAGAGCGCGUAACAGUUCACCCUCAAUACACAUCUUCUAACUACGAUUACGAUAUCGCCAUCUUGCGGCUGGCCGGGAACAUCGUGUAUAGCGACCGCGUGGGCCCCGUUUGCCUCCCGUUCAAGUUCGUAAAUACAGACUUUGCUGGCAGUCGGUUCACCUUGUUAGGCUGGGGCUCCCUGUUCAUCGGCGGGCCGGUGUCCGACACGCUGCGGAAGGUGGACGUGGACGUGCUGAGCCAGGCCGCGUGCCAGCGCCUCGUGCCCUCGCUCUCGCCGCGCCAGGUCUGCCACUACACAGCCGGGAAAGACGCCUGCCAGGAUGACUCCGGCGGGCCGGCGCUGUACACGGACCCGGCGACGAACCUGCUGUUCCUGGGCGGCAUCAGCAGCUACGGCCGCCUGUGCGCGCAGGACGGCCAGCCCGGGAUCAACACCAGGGUCACUGCCCUGCUCUCCUGGAUAAUCAGCAACACGCCCGAGGCCACGUAUUGCAGGAAAUAAACGGUUGUGAUGAAUAUAA
Molecule: messenger RNA, 1697 nt
Organism: Cydia pomonella (codling moth)
Lineage: Eukaryota; Metazoa; Arthropoda; Insecta; Lepidoptera; Tortricidae
Product: venom serine protease 34-like
Exons: 10
Coding region: 485-1678 (397 amino acids)
Biological process (GO): proteolysis
Molecular function (GO): serine-type endopeptidase activity
Source: RefSeq, a predicted model, not a curated record